Molecule: messenger RNA, 7974 nt
Organism: Diuraphis noxia (Russian wheat aphid)
Lineage: Eukaryota; Metazoa; Arthropoda; Insecta; Hemiptera; Aphididae
Product: multiple PDZ domain protein-like
Molecular function (GO): protein binding
Source: RefSeq, a predicted model, not a curated record
UGAUUAUCAUAAUAUUUAUAUACAUGAAUGACGUAUUUAAUUGAUGUACAGCAUAUUUAUUAAUUUUUAACAUAGUACCUAAUUAUUAUUUAUUUACAAAUCGUAAGUGUCGUCAAUUCGUCAUUUGAAUACAUAUUUUAUUCAUUCCAAUUUCCUCUGCCAUUGUUAUCGUUUAGGAAAUUAAACUUGCGUUCCGUUUGAGGUAGUACAUUUUUAUACAAUUCAUUAAAUUGUAUGUGAAUUGAAGUUAAUAUAAUUGGACACUACUGAAUUUUGAACCUAAUAACACAUUUGGUCGAUUCAAAUGAAUCAAAAACAGUUGCUCUAAUGUACAUUUUAAAUCUGCUAUUACCAAUGAUGAUUACUAAAUCAAUAAAUUAGUGGGAUUACAUAAUAUAAAUUACAUAAAUUAUAAAGAAAAAACCGAUCAUUUUACUAAAAUGUCUCUUUACACAGAUAUGUCUGCUGCAUUAUCUAUUUUGACCGAAAUAAAAUCCUUGGUCAAUGAAUCAGGUGAUGAUAAAUUAAAAGCAAAUACUAAUAACGAUCUUCAACUCCUGAUAUCAGUUUUUCAAAACCCGAUUAUAAAAACUAUUGCAUCUGUUCAGGAUUCUGUAUCUGAAUUGAGUUGUCAACUUCAAGAACAUCCGUCAUUAUUACCAGUUGAUUUUGAUAUAUCACCUGUUACUGGUCAAUUAGUAUUGAGUUUGCCAUCAGAGUCUACUCUUUAUAAUAGUGUACCAGAAGAUUUAGAUCAAAGAGUUCCUAAACUUUCAAAUAGUUCAUCUACAGAAAGUUCUUCUCCUUCAUCAAAGGAGAGUAAAUCAUUAAUAAAAGAUAUAUCCACUACUUUACCACCAAUAACAACACCAUCGUAUGCAGUUGAAUUUCAAAAAGCAGUAGAAGAAGCAUCUAGAGGACGUAAAAUACAUAAUGUUCAACUAUUCAAGCCAGAAGGCUGCAGUUUGGGUUUUAGUGUAGUUGGCUUAAGAAGUGAAGAAAARGGAGAACUUGGAAUAUUUGUCCAAGAAAUUCAACAAAAUGGAAUUGCWGCACGAGAAGGAGGGCUUCAUGAAGGUGACCAGAUUAUUGCUAUCGAUGGGCAACCAUUGGACACAAAUGUGUCUCACCAGCAAGCUAUUGGAAUACUGCAACAGGCUCGAGGGCUUGUUCAGUUGGUCGUAGCGCGCCCUCUUACACCACCUCCUCUACCAACAUCACAACCUUCCAGUAACAUGUUGAACACAGAAUGGGCUCAAGUUGAAGUAAUUGAGCUGCUCAAUGAUGGAUCUGGAUUAGGAUUUGGUAUUAUAGGUGGUCGUAGCACUGGUGUUGUUGUUAAGACAAUACUUCCAGGAGGAGUGGCUGAUAGAGAUGGGAGAUUACAAAGUGGUGAUCAUAUACUACAAAUAGGCGAAGUAAAUUUAAGAGGUAUGGGGAGUGAACAAGUUGCAGCUGUGCUUCGACAAUCUGGGAGUCAAGUUAGAUUGGUUGUAGCUCGUCCAAUAGAAUCUAGUGCAAUUGAUAUAAUCCAAAAUUUAAGCUGUAGAGCACCAAUUGUACCAACAAAGAUGUUAGGAGAUGCAGAUGAGCUUGAUCGUCAUUUAGUUCAGCAUGGGUAUCCAGAAGUUGCUACAUAUACUCCUGAUUAUUUUUUCCAAAAUAUUACGAAUGAAAACAAUUUGAUAAUCAAUGAUAAUAAUAUACCAGCCUCAUUGCCUGUUCUUACAAUGGAUAUGGUACCACCAGAUAGUAUUACAACUCUCCCAGAAACUGAUUCAUUUAGUGUGCAAUUAAAAAAAGAUACUCAUGGUUUAGGAAUAACUAUAGCAGGGUAUGUUUGUGAAAAAGAGGAAUUAUCUGGUAUAUUUGUGAAAAGCAUCAGUGAAGGUAGUGCAGCUGAUCUAUGCAAAAAAAUUCAGGUGAAUGACCGUAUCGUUGAAGUGGAUGGAACUUCAUUGCAAGGAUUUACUAAUCAUGAGGCAGUUGAAGUUUUAAGAUCUACAGGACAAAUGGUAACAUUACGCUUAGAACGUUACCUACGGGGCCCKAAAUUUGAACAGCUACAAGUAGCCAUAGCAGCAUCGGAGAUGAAGCCCAACACAAAUAGUGCAACUGCGUCACCAUCUAUAAUGUCUUUGCCUAGAUUUCCAAUAACUGAUGGAGAAAGCACUGCAGAAAUUGAAGUAGAAGGUGAAUCAGGAGCAACAGUAGAGGCUGAUAUGCUUGGUGAAGUAGAAGAUGAAAUGGUUGAUGAAACUGAUUCUAUUGAAAAUACUUCUUUUGAUGGAGAGCUUAAGCCAGAAACAUUGAAAAAGAUCAGAAAUAAAUGGACCGAUGUUGUUGGAAAUGAUGUAGAAAUUGUUGUAGGUCAGUUGAAGAAAUUUAGUGAAGGCGGAGGUCUAGGUAUAAGUCUGGAAGGUACUGUAGAUGUAGAAAAUGGUAUGGAAGUGAGGCCACAUCACUACAUACGAUCAGUUUUACCUGAAGGACCUGUGGGGAAAAAUGCAAGUCUUCAAUCUGGUGAUGAGUUGCUUGAAGUAAAUGGGCACCGAUUAUUGGGUAGAAACCAUAUGGAGGUAGUAGCAAUAUUGAAAGAGUUACCUAUUAAUGUCAGAAUGAUCUGUGCUAGACGCACUGAUGAACAACAAUUGCCACACCAUUACCUUACCGACAUUUCAGAAGAUCGGGCUGCCUUUGCAGCUAAAAAUGCAUUGGGCGGUAGUCUUCAAAAUUUAAUGCCUGCUACUGAUCGUUUGGUGAAAGCAAAAUCAGAUGGAUCAUUAGCUAGUACUGGAACAGCAGGGUGUUCAGAAUCUAGUAGAUUACGUUCUAGAUCUCUUGAACCUCUUACUGGAUUAGCUAUGUGGUCUUCACAGCCUCAACUUAUCGAGCUUAUGAAAGGAGAACGCGGCCUUGGAUUUUCAAUUUUAGAUUAUCAAGAUCCCAUGAACCCAAGUGAAACAGUGAUUGUGAUUCGUUCAUUAGUACCUGGUGGAGUAGCUCAAAAUGAUGGUCGCUUAAUACCCGGAGAUCGUUUACUUCGCGUAAAUGAUAUUUGUUUGGAAAACGCAUCAUUAGAUCAAGCUGUGCAAGCUUUGAAGGGUGCUCCCAAAGGAGUAGUCCAUAUUGCUGUUGCCAAGCCACUGCCCAUACCAGAUAGUAGCAGUCAGGAUGAUAGCUCAGAAGAAAAAAAAUUGAGCAUCAAUGAUGAAGAUGAUGAUGAAGAGUGCUAUUCAAUGUACAGUUGCCCUGAAUCACCUAUCAUUUUUGAUGAUGUAAAGAAAACCGAUGAGACUUUUAAACAAAUAUCUUCAAUGGAUGAGACAGAUAAUUUACAAGAUGUGCAAGAGAUCACACUUACUAAAGGCUCGUCACCAUUGGGCAUAUAUCUGCGUAGAAGUUCAUUUAGUGAUCAUAUGGGUUUGGAAAUUGAAAACUUAUAUGGUGCAGCUGAACGAGAUCGCAGGCUAAAAAUUGGCGAUGUAGUAAUUUCUGUUAAUAAUGAAUCAUUGAAGUAUGUGUCACCAGCCCAAGUGAAGUCAAUUUUAUCUAGAGCUAAUCUACUAACAGGCCAUAUACCUGUACGUUUUGUACGUGCAGAGGCGGUAAAGAAUACUCGUGUAAUCCGAAGUAAAACUGUUCCUAAUGUAACUCUACGUACUCCAAGAUCACCUUUUGUUGAGCCACAUGAAACUGAAGAUCGUUUACUUAAUAAGAAGUCUCACUCUAAAGUUUCUAGAUCAAAGUCUAACGACCCAUGUUUACAGUUGGCCAUAUCAACAAAGUCUAAAUCCGAAUGUGUUUUGUGCACAAAAUGUCAUUCAGUUCAACGAACAAAGAGUUGGAAUGAAACUGAACCAAUAAAUGAUGUGAGUUUUGAAAACGUUAUCAAUUAUUAUAAGAUAUUCAAAACUAGCGACAAAUAUGUAUGCGCAAAGUUUACUAGCAGUCAAUUUAUUAAGAAGUUAGAUGAGAAAUUACGUGAAGAAACUGAUAGAUUGUCAGAGUUUACUCAAAGUAUAUCUAUAACAUCAAAUUUAAAUGAAGAUGAAAUCGAACAUCAAUUAAAAGUUAAAACUGAAGAGUUAGAAAGACUCACUGAAGUGGAUGCUUAUACAUCUUUAGACAAAAAUGUAUUGCGUUUGGGAAGUGCUGAAUUYGGAACUUUUGAAGGUCCUCCAACACGUAUUUAUCGGUUUCCAAGUACCGGAAUCGGCUUAGAUAGAAGUGAAGGAAGUGUAUUCACCAUGACUAUAUCUAGACAACAAUCAGCAGCUUCCUUAUUGGCUAAACGUUGGGGUCCUCAACGAGAAGUUACAGUUUGGAGAGAACCAAAUGAGAGUUUAGGAAUUAGUAUUGUUGGAGGAAAGGUUGAUUUUUUCAACAGCACUAAUACAAAUAAUAGCGCAGCUAUAUCAGGUAUAUUUAUAAAAAAUGUACUUCCUCAAAGUCCUGCUGGUCAAGAUGGUCAAUUAAAAACAGGUGAUAGAAUAUUAGAAGUUAAUGGGACUGAUGUUCGACACGCUAAUCAUGAGGAAGCUGUUGCAGUAAUUCGUUCAGCUGGUAACCCAGUGAUUUUCCUUGUACAAUCACUUGUAUGUUGGUCCGAAGAUCAAUAUGAACAGUCAAAAUCAUCUGCUGUUAUUGGAGAUUCGUUUAAAGUAUCACAAGAGCCCAUGAAACCUGUUAAUAGUGUAAAACAUAGGAUUUCAAGUUGGCAACAGAAAAGUGAAGACAAUGCUAAUGAAGAUAAUUUUCGGAUUCGUAAGAAUUCAUUAGCUCAAAUCAAAGCUAUGAGUUCAUUCGACCGUAAAAAAUCCAUCAAAUCUAAUAAAAGUGAAGAUAGUGAAGAAGAUGAUGAUGAUAAUAGAGAUAACGAAGGCCGUAUUAGAAUUCAUUCUGGACAAGAAAUAAUGCGGUCUAGUGCUGGUAAUGUUAAAAGAUCACAAGUAGAAAUUGAUGCUGAUCCAGAAUCAGAGGAUGAAUAUGGUUAUACUUCAAAUAAAGCAAAGAAAAAGUAUGGAUAUCUAUGCGAUGUCGGGGACGGUGGUUCCAUCAGCGAAGUGUUGGUGGUAAUGUUAGAGAGAUCUCCCGGUGCCGGUCUAGGUCUUAGUUUGUCCGGUCAUAAGGAUCGAACAAAAAUGGCGGUCAUGGUUUGCGGAUUAAAUCCCAACGGUCCGGCUGCGAAAUCCGGAUGUUUACGCGUCGGCGACGAAAUUUUAGAGGUUAAUGGAGUAGUUUUACACGGAAGAUGUCACCUAAAUGCCUCAGCYAUAAUCAAAGGUAUACCGGGACCAAUAUACAAAAUAAUUGUGUUAAGGAGACCUACGGCCCUGGACGAAUUAGCCGUGCGACCGAUCACUCAGUUUCCUAUUACACUCGAUGACGAGACGCCAGAGGAGAAGUAUGCCAACUACAAAGGUCUACGGGUCGUUACUAUGAAGAARCCCUGUAUCAGUUUUACAUACGAAGGCCAAAUCACAAAUUCACCCACACAUCAGAGUCCUCAUGGUCUGGGCAUAAUGAUUUUGGAAGGAAAACAUGCGGAACUCGGCACGGGAAUAUUCAUAUCCGAUAUUCAAGAAGGAAGCCCAGCUGAACAGGCGGGUCUCACGGUUGGCGAUCUGAUUUUGGCUGUGAAUAAAGACACACUUCUGGGGAGUACGUACGAUUCGGCGUCAUCGUUGCUGAAGAAGACCGAGGGUGUCGUAACGUUGGUGGUAUGUAACCCUCGCAAAGACGAAAACGUCUCGCCUGCGGACCAGAAAACUGCCGAUAAACCUAAACAACCGGAAAAGCCGAAAUCUCAAUCGCCCGUUUGUGUGGACCAUUCAGUCGAACCGCCACCAGAUCCUGCGACCGCCCCAAUAAAACCAGGUAUCGAAUCGACAAUCGAAAUCAACAAGGACAAAGUCGGCUUGGGUCUCAGCAUAGUAGGCGGAUCUGAUACAUUACUGGUGACCAUGGUCGUGCUGAGGGACGAGUCGUGYGUUCCAGACGAAAAUAGCGGCGUUUCCGCUGACACGACGAAUAUCACGGACUCGUUCGAUGUGGAAUUGACAAAAAAACCCAGCAAAGGUCUAGGGUUGAGCAUAGUGGGCCGGAAAUCCGGUUCGGGAAUAUUUAUAUCGGACAUCGUGGCCGGCGGUGCGGCCGGCGUUGAUGGCCGUCUGAUGAAAGGCGAUCAGAUCUUGGCGGUCAACGGCCAAGACUUGCGGAACGCUUCCCAAGAAGAAGCUGCCGCCGUGCUGAAGACUGCGACGGGCAGAGUCACUUUGAAAAUGGGUCGUCUCAAAGCUCGCUCGUCCGCGUCUAGUUCGGACAACGACUCGGCGGCGUCAAUGGAAGAUACGCGCACCGUGACGAUGGUACGUAGGAUGGACGGGUUCGGGUUCAGCGUCGUCGGCGGUCACGGCCACCUGCCGAUUUACGUCAAGACGGUGUUCAGCGGCAGCGCGGCCGACUCGAGCGGGCUGUGCCGCGGCGACAGGAUCUUAGCCGUCGGUGGCGUACCGGUGGACGGCAUGGGACACGAUCAGGUGGUCGCCAUGCUCAACGAAGCGGUCACGUCCGUCACGCUCACCCUACAGUCGUCGUAGCCUUCCGCGGAGGAUUAGUGCGCUUCGAGUACCUCACCUGCUUAGUAUUAUAAAUAUUAUAACUAUAAUAAAUUGUAAGUGACACCACCGCCGCACUGUUUGUAAACUCGGRGAGAUCCAUUUAACGUAAGACACUCGGAAAAUUAUUUCUCCAUAUGAGUACCAUCACUCUAUGCUCCUGUUCAACUAUACUUUAAAUACUUAUCUAUUAUAAGCUAAUCGUCCAAAAUUCAAUUUUUAUAAUAUAUCGAAAAAAAUUUUUAAAAAACAAUAGUUUUAGAUAUAAUGAGUGUCUAACGUUAAAUGGAUCACACGACGGUAUAAUAUAGGUAAUGAUAUAAUCUUUCUCUCGUAGGCUCACGUCUUUGCGUUACAAUACCCUUCCACACCAUCUUUCAAUCCCUCGACAAUGAUAUAAAGAUAUAAAAUGGAAUGCGUGUACCCGCGGGUUGUAUAUAGGUAUAUUACCUUURAUAUCAUAAUAUUGAAGUCUAGGUAUGUAUAUAGAUGAGAUGAUUCAAAAAUGGUAUUACAUAAUAUUAUUAGUAUUACAAUCCGGGUUUCUGWUUCGAUCUGGACAGUAGUCUAUUAUAUAUAUUCGAACACACACACUAACUUUUGAUAUCUUUCUCGAGACGGGAUCGCCAAAAUUUAACCGUAAAAUGACAAAAUAUAUAUUUAUAUAGUAUCUCCGACGAUUGUAGUUCGAUCAUAUCGUAUUCUCAUUUCUCAAUAAUAAUAUUAAUAUUUACACCAUCGCAUAUUAUUGCUGUAGAAAUUUAAAUCCAAAACAUUACCAGUCUGUCGUUUAAAUCUCCAAACAGAUUUUUCGGAUUUUUUUCGUUCGUAUAUAUUAUAUUCCCAGUCCUGUGGUCGCGGCGCGUAUAAUUCGGAUUGAACGAUGAUGUUCAGUAUUUAUUUAAAUUCGGAUCAGCUGGCUGCUAGUAAAUGGUAUGAUCCGCACUAGACAUGUUUCAAACACCGUCACCCGCAGUUAUGGCUUACUGCAUUGCUUUAAUUGUGCAGCGGGAGGGGGGGGGGUCACCGAGCUGAGUUGUUUUUCGACGUGCGCGUUUCUUCCCGUCACGUUCUGUAAAUAUAUAUAUAUACUGAUACGUACUCGGUAUAAUAUUACAUAAAUAUAUAAUAGUAAUAUAUAACCUGACCCUCCCCCCCUCCCCCAAAGCAAACGGUUCAAUUAAAUUGUUUUUCUGUAAUUCACAUUUACCCCUUUACAUACAAAAUGUGUGUGCAUAGGUCUCACGCCCUUACCUAUUAUAUGCGCUGUAGCAGAAAGAACUGAUAAUGUAAACUGAUAUUGUUAGUGUUGAUAACGUCGACUGUCGGUUAUAUCUGUUACACUCGCACGUGG